AGAGCGUAGAUUUUUCGCAGAUCGUCGUGUGAUUUCGUACUGAACGGUUCUGCUGUCCGGAUUUGAGUUCUGUGUUUUUGGUCCAACAAAGUGUGCCUUUAGUGGAGGCGAAAAUCCAUCGGCAAGAAUGUAUCAUCUUGCGGCAAUCGGACAAAUUUUCACAGCAAUCUGCUGUAUGGCUCUGCUGCCUCAGCUUCUGUAUCGGUCUGUAGCCGACGCACAGAGCCAACCAGGAGAUGAGACAUGCGAAACUCUUCCAUCGGAGAUUCAUCUGAUCAAAGAGGAAUACGAUGAGCUCGGUCGGUUGUUUCGAACCUGCAACGGUGAUGUGACGGUAAACAAGUGCGAAGGCAAGUGCAACAGUCAGGUUCAGCCGUCGGUCAUCACGGCUACCGGAUUUCUGAAAGAGUGCUACUGCUGCCGGGAGACAGUCUUGCGGGAACGUAUGCUACAGUUGAACCACUGCUACGAUCCAGAUGGCGUCCGGAUGACCGAUCACGACUCAGCGACAAUGGAAAUCCGUCUGAAGGAACCGAUCGACUGCAAGUGCUACAAGUGUGGAGAAUACGUUCGCUAAGUGAUGAAUCGCAUAUACUGUGUGUGUACAUACAAAGAUUCUGAUGGAGUUAAGAGACGAAAGAAGCGAGUAGAGGCCCCUUUUUCGUUUUGGUGAUUGUCGUAGUCAGUGCCCGAAAUCGUUAUGCUGCUAGAUUGAACCAUUUUCGUUUUGAACUAUUUAUAGUUUAAGUGCCCUCCCGUAAAACAGUGCUGGAAUAUGUUCUGACUGUCAAAAAUAAAAAUAAAAUUUUGAAGCUGCGUAAAAUUGGUGUUUAACUGAAUUUUCAAAUUUCAGUAUUAAUUUCAAGUGUUUCGGCUUUCUCUUCGAACAUUAAAA
Messenger RNA from Wyeomyia smithii (pitcher-plant mosquito), 895 nucleotides. It is a transcript of the gene Pburs, whose product is annotated as partner of bursicon. Bases 128 to 577 code for a protein of 149 amino acids. Gene Ontology annotation, cellular component: bursicon neuropeptide hormone complex; extracellular region. Gene Ontology annotation, biological process: G protein-coupled receptor signaling pathway. Lineage: Eukaryota; Metazoa; Arthropoda; Insecta; Diptera; Culicidae. The record is from RefSeq and is a predicted model, not a curated record. Gene Ontology annotation, molecular function: G protein-coupled receptor binding; neuropeptide hormone activity. The transcript is spliced from 2 exons.